Molecule: messenger RNA, 1806 nt
Organism: Ogataea angusta
Lineage: Eukaryota; Fungi; Ascomycota; Pichiomycetes; Pichiales; Pichiaceae
Exons: 1
Coding region: 1-1806 (601 amino acids)
Biological process (GO): transmembrane transport; metal ion transport
Cellular component (GO): membrane
Molecular function (GO): cobalt ion transmembrane transporter activity; cobalt ion binding; magnesium ion transmembrane transporter activity
Source: RefSeq, a predicted model, not a curated record
AUGUCGCUUGUCUACGAUUCGGCAGAUCCUGAGCUGCCGAAUUUGCCCGAGUCGGCUCAUUGGUCGGACUCAGACUACGCGAGCGACGACGGGUCUGGGCCCAGCACGGACCAGAUAGAUCUGAAUCACAAGUCCGACAGCGACUCUCCUCGUCCGGUUUCGCAGCCCACUCGGGAACACCAGAAGGCCGCGGGUCCGCACGUGACGGUGCCAAAGAGCGGCCAUAGACGGAGAAACAAGGCCAGGUCGCGGAAAUACGCCGGCAGCGGCACAAAAAAGGAACGCACGGGCUGGGAGCCAGGAAUCGACGUUCGAACAACAAACGUGGUCCUGAAUACGCCCGGGUCGUGGGUCGUGGUGACAGAUUACUCGCCGGACAGAUACAGAGUGACGCACUACGAGGUUGUCUCUGAAACAGGCGCCGACGACGACGCUCUGGAUCUCCAGCUCCUGUAUGCUGAGGGCGACCACGACCCCGAUCCAGAGGCUGUCGAGGCGCGAUUGAAGGAGUACAGAAAGCGCGCAGCACAGUCGAAGCUGGCGUUUGAGCGCGGAGUCAAGAAUCGGCCCCCGUGGUCGCACGUCCGGUGGAUCAACGUCAACGGGCUCUCGUGGGAGGCCAUUUCGACGAUCGGCAAGCACUACAACCUCCACAGACUGUCCAUUGAGGACAUGAUCGACAUUCCGCAGCGAACGAAGGUCGACUUGUACGCGAACCAUCUGUUCACCGUGCUUCCCCUGAUUAAGGUGGUCAGAACGAGCCGUCCGCGAGAAUCGGCUGGAAACCGCCGUUUGUCGGCCGACGACUCAAAAUCGCUGCGCUCCAGAGCGUCCUCUGUGCACACCGUGGACAUGUCGCUUUCUGAGCGCAUCAGCGACGAGCGGAAGAUGCGAAAGCUGUCGGACAUCAAUUUCAGGUCUCUUGGCGACGAACGCAAGAAAAGCCGCAAGAUGCGCAACCUCGAGAUCCGCAGACCGCUCAACAGCAAGGGGCUUGCCGUAGGAAUCGAGCAGGUCUCGAUUUUCCUCACCGACGACAACACAGUGAUUACAUUUUUCGAGCAUUCGGCAGGAGACAUCACCAAGGCCAUAUUGACCCGACUGGCGGCCAGAGACACGCUGCUGCGCACGAGCGACGAGGCCUCGAUUCUGUUCCACUCGAUUCUCGACGCCGUAGUCGAUCUCGUCUACCCGGUGACGUCUGCCUACGACCAACGCUUAAACGAGAUAGAGCUGGACAUUCUCACCAACCCGACCAUCUCGCACACCCAGGAGCUGCAUUUAAUGAUCAACGAGCUGGCCAACCUCAAGUCGCGCAUCAUGCCAGCCUGCAACCUGAUCCACCAGAUGAGAGACGUGACCAACUUCCGCAAAUUCAUGUCUGAAAACAGCGUUCUGUACAUGAACGAUAUAUACGACCAUUUGGUGUCGUACGUGGACGACAUAGAGUCGAUGUCGAGGACGAUUGAAAAUCUGGUGAACCUGAUCUUCAACACGUUGUCGGUAGAAACCAACAACUCCAUGAAACAGCUGUCUUUGGUGACGGUUGUCUUCCUUCCACUGAGUUUUUGGGCAGGAUAUUUUGGCAUGAAUUUCGACAGGUUUGGAAACCUGGAGAAAGGAGUCGGGUUCUACUGGAAAGUGACCAUUCCGUUCACGUUCGCGCUGAUUCUGCUGGUGAUGUGGCGCGACAUCUUCAAGAAAGUGAACUACUCAAGAAAAUACGUCACACGAGUGAUGGCCGACUUCGCCCUAGACAGAGCAGAAAGAAAGAAAAAGCUACGGCGCAGGAAAAACCUGGUUUAA